Molecule: messenger RNA, 2992 nt
Organism: Nothoprocta perdicaria
Lineage: Eukaryota; Metazoa; Chordata; Aves; Tinamiformes; Tinamidae
Gene: MARCHF7
Product: membrane associated ring-CH-type finger 7
Exons: 10
Coding region: 114-2447 (777 amino acids)
Biological process (GO): protein autoubiquitination
Cellular component (GO): nucleus
Molecular function (GO): ubiquitin conjugating enzyme binding; ubiquitin binding; zinc ion binding
Source: RefSeq, a predicted model, not a curated record
AGCGAGAGGCCUUCGGUGGCGGUUGUGGUGGGACGGUCGCCUGUCGGCUCGGCCGACUCGGCCUCUCCUCAGCUGCCGAGUGGCUGCGGCCGCGCCACAGCGAAAUACGAAGAAUGGAGUCUAAACCCUCGAGAAUUCCUCGAAGGAUAUCUGUUCAGGCCUCUAGUGCUUCUCUAGGAUCUAGAACAGUGACUGGAAGCAGUUUAGCUGGUGCAUACAGUGCAAGAGAGUCUUCACGGAGGUUAGAGUCUGGAUUCCAGGAAUCAAGUGUAUUGAAUGGUUCCGGUAGAGACUGGGGUAUUGGAGAAAGAGAGGCCCAUGAAACUCCUUGGAAGCUUACAACAUCCUCUCCAACUCGCUACUCAGGGACAUUUGAUCAUCCACGGUCUGGUAGAUUUUUGGGAAGCAGAAACAGAUUGUCUACAUCUUCCUCCUCUCAUUUUACAUCUGCAUGUUAUGGUGAGUCUGAGAGAACUCAGGGAGCAUAUUCAAGACUGAAUAACCAGCAGCGAGACAGCGAUUCAAAGAGACCAAAGCUAUCUUGCACAUCUACCUCUUCUCUGAGAAACAAUAACUUGAAUGCAAUUUCAGAUUCCUCUUGGAGAUAUAGUCGUAUUCCCAGGUCUUCAUCAGUGGUGCUUGGCUCUCUGGGAACUGAGCUGGUGAGGGAACGAAGAGAGCUAGAAAGAAGAACAGAUCUAUCUCUUAAUAACCUGGUGGAUCACAGCCACAGAAGCAAUGACUUUACAUCUUCAACAUGUCAUCACGACAGGCCUGCCUCUUCUUAUGCACAGGGAGCAAGACCAAAAGAGAACACGUUAAGCACUUUGAGGCUGAACUCAUCCAUGAACCGCCAGUUGCCUUCUGAUCAUCAGUCAUCUUUUUUCCAUAGAGACUGUCAUAGGAGCUCUUCACGAUCCAGUUAUCCUUCAAGGCAAAGUAGAGGUGGAAUGGAAUCUCCCCAGAGGAGCAUGCACUCAGAAUUUUCUCAUACUGCCAUUAGAGAUGAAAAUCCUUCCUCAGAUGGUUCUGAAAGGGCUUUAUCUGCUCAGAGCUCACUGAGUGGGCCUGCAGCUGAUAGUGAAGGAAGGCGCACAACCAGACAGCUGCUGUCUCGUUUAGCAUCUAGUAUGUCAUCGACAUUUUUCUCACGAAGAUCUAGCCAAGACUCAUUGCCUACAAGAUCAUUAGGCUCUGAGGAGUCAUGCAUAGUUCCAAGAGUUCAAACUUCUAGCUUGUCCAGCACUAAUGCAGCUGCAGCUGCUGAAGUUCCAGGACUUCAGACAUCUGAAGCUUCUCAGGGAUUUAGUUUUCUUAGACGAAGAUGGGGUUUAGCAGGAGUUUCACAAAAUCAUAACUCUGACUCUGACGGGGAAAGUUACAGACCAGAUUCUGAAAGUAGGAGCACAGGAUCCUGGUUAUCAUCAUCUUUGAGGAACAGAUGUACACCUCUCUUCUCUAGAAGGAGGAGAGAAGGAAGAGAUGAAUCGGCAAGGAUCUCUGCCUCUGAUGCACCUGCUAGAUCACAACAUGUCUUCAGAAGGAGAGAGUCAGGUGAGGAGACAUCUCUUGAAGAGUCAGAUAGCCCUCCUAGGGCUUCUGUUAACAGGCCACCAACACCUGCAGUAUCUGGUAUCCCUACAGCUACUGCUUCCCCACCAGAUUCAACCCACAGUAGGAGACAUUCUGGAAUUCUGCCUGGUUCUCUCUUUCGCUUUGCAGUGCCUCCAACAUUAGGAAGCAGUCUAUCUGACAAUCUUAUGAUAACUGUAGAUAUUAUUCCCACUGGCUGGAAUCAAUCUGAUGGACAAGAAAGUGACAAGUCUAAAAUACCGCCUUCAAGAGAUCCAGAAAGACUCCAGAAAAUUAAAGAGAGCCUGCUUUUAGAAGAUUCUGAAGAUGAAGAGGGUGACUUGUGCAGAAUCUGUCAGAUGUCUUCUGCAAAUUCUAACAACCUCUUGAUAGAGCCAUGCAAAUGUACUGGAAGUCUGCAGUAUGUUCACCAGGAAUGCAUGAAAAAGUGGCUGCAGUCCAAGAUUAAUUCAGGUUCUUCUUUGGAAGCAGUAACUACUUGUGAACUGUGUAAAGAGAAGUUGCAUCUUAAUCUUGAAGACUUUGAUAUUCAUGAACUCUAUAGGGCACAUGCAAAUGAACAAGCAGACUAUGAAUUCAUCAGCUCUGGUCUCUACCUUGUAGUGUUGUUACACUUAUGUGAACAGCGCUUUUCUGAUAUGCUAGGAUCUGCAAGCGAGGCCAGCACACGGGUCAGACUUCUGAGGACGAUUCUGAAGACAGUGAUGCUGGUAGAACUUUUGACACUGCUUAGUACUGCUUAUGGCAGUGGAAGUGCUGUGGAGAUGUUGAGCUGGCAAAGAAAAACAUCAAUGUGCAUUUAUUUUCUUGCUUUCUUUAGUAAAAUGAGCAUUAAGUAUUACUGUAGUUUUUGAAGCAUUGUUGAAUUCAAAAUCAACUGCUGCCAAGUGGAACUCAGUGGACUUGAGAACUACUCAGCAUGUGUAAGAAUUAGAUAUAUAAAGCAACUUCCCUUUUUAAAUCAUGGGAUGAUAGGCGUUAUUUUGAAGAACUUCAAAUUUUAAAUAUUUAAGAUGUAAUUCCCUUCAUGCUCCCUUCUUAUUGUAGUCAGGUUUCUGGUUUUAUCUACGAAGUUUUACUCCUCUACUGCACUAAGUGGUAAUUGUGGGUUUUGGGGGGUGGGGAGGGUGGGAUGUGGGGAAUAUCCUUGUGCUUAAUUUUUUGUUAAUGCCUCUGUGUCAUAACUGAUUGCUUGCAGUGUUAACAUCAGAUGAGCAGGAAGAUAAGUAAGACACUGUAAAGAUUGUUUGGUUUUCAGUUUAUUUGAAGUGUGUUUCACUCAAAAAGCAAUAAGAACUUGUGGACUUCUAGCAAUUGAUGAUGGAUUUUUUUUAUGAACUGGUUAUGAAACUGGAGAUUAUAUUUGAUAUCAUGUGGCUAUUCCGUUGUGGAAUAUUCA